ACCUUGCACACUUGGAAAAAAAUGCGGGUUUUCUCUUGUAGAUAAGGUAGAGAAAUUCUAAGAGAAUAGUUGCAACAUUUGCAUUGUGUAGUAACAAUGGCUUCUUCACUUCAUUGCUCUGUUUCACUUCCUUCUUCACUUCCAAAAUUCUCAAUCUUCAACAAUAAAUUCUUCUCAUUCAACCCACCAAACCCUAAUUCCAUUCAAUCAUCAUCACCAUCCCUCUCUACAAUCAAAUCUUCAUCAUCUUCUUCUUCUUCUUCUUCACCAUCCUCUAUGUCCUCAAUAUCACUUGAUGAUACUGCUAUGAGCAUUGAUAACUUACGAAGUUUCUUCAACCUCAACAUUGGAAAAUGGAACGGUUCUUUCUAUCAAUUUGAUGCUGGUGGGAAUUUGUUGCAACAAGUGAGUACUAAGCUUUCUGUUAGCUCUUAUGGUGAAGAUGAACUUAUGAGUCUCAUUCAAUCGUUGUAUAUUAAACAAGCUUCAUCAAACACUUCGGUUUCGGGAGACGACAAUGAUGUGGAAUGGGCAGAGUACAAAAUUAAGGAAACCAAUAUGUUUACUGUUGACAAAUACCAACAAAUAGGAUUUUUCCCAUCCGAGAAAGCAUUUGCAUUGAGGUACCAAACAGCCGGUAUGUUGGACAAUGUAUUAAGGCAAGGGGUCCUUGGAGAAGAUGACACUGGUGAAGAAUCACCUAGAAAUCUCAAACUUCCCUCUCGCCGACCUUCUAUUGUAUGUGAGAAUUGCCUGUACUCUCUACAGAGAGAUAAGCGAGCAAGAGCCUUUCACAUUUUGGAGCCAAGGGGCACUGUUGAUAUGCUUAUCAUCUUCCUAGAGGAAAGAAGUGAGGGGCCUCAUCCUCUACUUGACAGUUCUAAGGACACGAAGAAUAGGAUUACACCCUUUCUUGGUAAAUGGAAAGGUCAUUCCGUUACAAAACGAAGUGGUGUCUAUGGAGCUACAAUUGCUGAAGCUGAUACAGUUGUGUUGCAUGAGAUGAAUGACAAUGGCCAACUUAUUCAGAAUGUUAGUUCUACAUCUAAUGGAGCAAAUGAUGGAGCAAAUGUUACUACCAAUGUGCAUUGGACCGGCACAAUAUCGGACAAUUUAGUCACAUUUGAUGGUGGUUAUCAGAUGAUACUAUUACCAGGUGGCAUGUACUUGGGAUGUCCUGUUGAUGUUUCAAAAAUUGUAGAACAAUCAAAAUCUUUCCAUUUAGAGUUCUGUUGGUUGGAGACACCUGACAAGAGGCAAAGAUUGGUUCGCACGUACGAUGUCGAAGGCUUAGUUGUCUCAUCUACUUAUUUUUUGGAAACUAAAUUGUGAAUUCUCUAUUAUCUUUUUCACCCUUGUUCAAAUAUAGUUCUUAUUGUGAAGAUGAAUCAUGUAAUACUAAAUACCUUUGCUUAAUUUUCAUCUAUUGAUUAAAUAUGAUCGGUUGA
This is a messenger RNA of Trifolium pratense (red clover), 1448 nucleotides long. RefSeq lists its product as uncharacterized. Gene Ontology annotation, biological process: chloroplast fission. Bases 97 to 1332 code for a protein of 411 amino acids. The transcript is spliced from 7 exons. NCBI's taxonomy places the organism in Eukaryota, Viridiplantae, Streptophyta, Magnoliopsida, Fabales, Fabaceae. The record is from RefSeq and is a predicted model, not a curated record.